This is a messenger RNA of Cucurbita pepo subsp. pepo (vegetable marrow), 1834 nucleotides long. Its product is annotated as cytochrome P450 71B19. Lineage: Eukaryota; Viridiplantae; Streptophyta; Magnoliopsida; Cucurbitales; Cucurbitaceae. Gene Ontology annotation, molecular function: iron ion binding; monooxygenase activity; oxidoreductase activity, acting on paired donors, with incorporation or reduction of molecular oxygen. The record is from RefSeq and is a predicted model, not a curated record.
CUACCAUUUUUAAAGACAACCACUAAAAAUUUGAAAACAUUUCAUUAUUUUCCUUCAUAUAUAUGACGUUUUGUUGGAUGUCUAUUUAAUCCAAAGAAGAAUCACCAGUUUUUUAUUCGUGAUCUUUUUCCUCUUUGUUCUUGAGCUCUUUCUAAAUUCUAAUGUCUAUCCUUCAUUUCCCUCCCGGGCUUCCCCUCCUCCUCUUCCUCUCUUCACUUUUCAUCAUCCUAAAAUGGAAAGUAGCGGCAAAUAGAAGAAAGCGUAAUUUUCCCCCAAGCCCACCGAAGCUUCCAAUCAUUGGAAACUUGCAUCAACUUGGCAAGCUCCCACACAAAUCCCUAUGGCGCCUCUCUCAGCUUUACGGUCCCAUUAUGAGCCUCAACCUAGGCCGUAUAGAAACCAUCAUCAUAUCAUCGGCUGAGACUGCUCGUGCCCUCUUGAAAACUCACGAUCUUCAAAGUUGCAACAGACCACAAACCCAUGCCAUGAAAAAAUUCACUUACAAUUUUCUUGACCUUGGUUUUUCACCCUACAGUGAUUACUGGCGAGAGAUGCGCAAAAUUUGUAUGCUUGAGUUUUUCAGUAUGAAGAGGGUGUUAUCUUACGAACCCAUUAGAGAACAAGAAGUUGGUUUGCUUAUUGAAUCAAUUUUACAAUCAGCUUCUUGUGGAGCUACCGUUGAUCUUAGUGAGAAGUCCAUUGCUCUCACUACUGGUGUUAUUUUUAGAAUUGCAUUUGGGAAGCCAUUUGAAGGGAAUGGAUUUCAUGAGCUUAUAAGUGAAGUUGAGGCCCUCAUGGGAAGCUAUAGUGCUUCUGAGUUUUUUCCAGUUCCUUUCGUGGGAGAGAUAUUUGAUUGGUUUAAUGGUCGAAAAGCUAGACUUGAAAAAGUUUUUAAUGAGAUAAAUGCUCUGUUUCAAGAGGUAAUUAAUGAACACCUUUGCCCUGAGAGGCCUAAGCCUGUGCAAGAUGAUAUCAUUGAUGUGCUUUUGGCUAUUAGUAAAAAGCAAGUUGAUCCUUGCACGAUUGUCAUUAACCAUGAAAACAUCAAAGCCAUUCUUUUUAACAUAUUUGUGGCAGGAUUAGACACUGGUUCAAUUACAAUAGUCUGGGCAAUGGCAGAACUCGCAAAAAACUCAAAAUUGAUGAAGAAAGCUCAAGAAGAAAUAAGAAACUAUGUGGGCAACAAAGGAAAGGUAAGAGAGAGAGACGUCGAAGAGCUACCAUAUUUGAAAAUGAUAGUAAAAGAGACACUAAGACUACAUCCACCAGCACCUCUUCUCCUUCCAAGAGAAACCAUUUCUCAUUUCAAAAUUGAAAACUAUGAUUUUUACCCGAAAACGAUGGUUCAAGUAAACAUUUGGGCAAUUGGACGAGACCCCACAUGCUGGACAGAUCCAGAAGAGUUCCUUCCAGAGAGAUUUGCGGAGAGCUCGAUUGAUUACAAAGGACAACAUUUUGAGUUCUUACCAUUUGGGGCUGGUCGGAGGAUAUGCCCGGGGAUAAAUAUGGGAGUGAAAACUGUGGAGUUGGCUUUAACGAAUCUUUUGUACCAUUUUGAUUGGAAGCUGUCGAAUGGGAUGAAAGAGGAGGACUUGGACAUGGAAGAGAGUUCGGGUUUGAGUCUCACCAUCUACAAAAAGGUGCCUCUCAAACUUGUACCAAUUUUAUACCAUCCCUAAGCAGUUUUAUAGCUUAGAGUAAUAAUGGGUAUUUUAUAUGUAUUAUAUAAAAUACUUGAACUCUUUUGUUACCGACAAAAUAGAUGAUGUGAAAAGCAUAAGUGUAACACCAAUAUUUGAAGAUUGAUAUGCAUAACAAAAGGUAAGGAAAUAAA